AUGGCCAACCCUUUGCCUGACCCCACGCUGCAAGAGCCGGCCGCAUCAAAUACAGCUUCUCUGCCUCCGAUACCACCGUCCAAGACAAACGAACUAUCACAUGAUGUUGCUCUUCAAAUUGACCAUAUUUUGUCACCAGCCAAGCAGCAGUUGCCCAACGGCGAUCCAAUCCACCUGCCGUCAUACAGCCUAGCCGAUCGCUCUUCGCUCGAAUCGCAACUGGACCAACUUCUCAGCUCGACAACAACGCAGGAUGAACAGAUCAGCCUUGGCUCGAUCGAUCGUGUACAGGCCAUUCUUCGGCUCCAGAUCCGAGCUUGUCGAGAGCAGAUCACCCAGCUCACCGCCGAGCUCGAAGCAGAGAUCGACACCAAUCGCAUGACGCAAGUGCAGCAGGCGAUUGCAGCGCUACUCGAGCAGCUCCUUUUGAUCCGCGAGAAAGCACGCGAGUCUGAAAAUGUCGUCAAGGAGAUUACUCGCGACAUUCGAAGCCUCGAUAUCGCCAAACGCAACGUGGUUUUCAGCAUGACCGCGCUCAAACGACUUCAGAUGCUCGUCAACGGCGUCGAUCAACUCCAGCGCCUCGCCGAGACCAAACGCUACAGAGAAGCUGCCUCGGCGCUACAGGCUGUAAGGUCGCUUCUCGAUUUUUUCCAGUCCUAUCGUGGCGUCGAGCGCAUCGCCUCUGCAUGGAAGCAAGUCAACGAGCUGCAAAACAGUCUGCGCGCCACCAUAAUGAAGGACUACGAAAACUUCUUUUUGCACGAUCCCAAUCGUGCAGUGCGCUCCACGAAUUUGCCUGAAUCCGCCCUUGUCAUCGAUGCUAUCGGAGUCGAAGCAAAAACUGCGCUCAUCGACUGGUAUUGCUCGCUACAGCUUCGCGAGUAUCGCCGCAUUUUCAGAGCUACCGACGAGGCGGGCCAGCUCGAUAAUGUCUCGAGACGAUUUGCGUGGUUCAGAAGAAUUUUAAAGAUUCACGAGGAGGAACAUGCGGCUGCCUUUCCCGACCACUGGAAGGCCGAACGAUGGCUCAUUCGUCGUUUCGCCGAUGUCACCAAGGAAGAUCUACGCAGUGUUCUCAUCCGUGAGCAGUCGAGACUCAACGUGUCGACUCUCAUGGAGGCGCUCAAUUCAACGCUUGAAUUCGAAGCUGCCAUGAGUCGUCGUUACAAUACGUCCUUUGAGGAGCUCAUUACACCACCUACGUCUACCACGAAUGCUACAACGCAGUCACAGCAGCAGCAAACACAGACGCUCUCGGACGUGUUUGACCCCUAUCUCGGCAUCUUUGUCGAGGCGCAGGAUCGAGCGCUUGGAGAAAUGUUUGUUCAGUAUCGACGUCAAGGCGCACGCAUCUCGUACGAUGGAGAGCAGCAGGCGAAUGGAGGACUCGGAAGGGACGGCGUAUUCGAGCCUGCCAGCGGCGUCGAUGGUGCGGCGUCCAACUCGAGUGGAGGAGGUACCACAGUUCUUCCUUCGUCGACCGAAUUGUUCUAUUUUUAUCGCCAGACGCUGGAGCAGUGCGCACGAUUGUCGAAUCGCGAACCGUUGCGCGACCUGUACGAAGUGUACCGCAGAUGGCUUCGCGUGUACGCCGAAGACGUGCUGCGAUUUUCGCUCGUCCGUCCCGAACCCGCCCGUCGUUCGAUCGAUGUUCGUCCGAACAUUGCCGAGAUCCAGAAAUGGUGCCUGGUGCUCAACACGGCCGAUUACUGCGCUAGCACCUCGAGCCAGCUCGAAGAGAAGCUUCGUGAAAAGAUCCACGCUGAUUUCAAAGAGAGCGUUAGCCUUGACGAGGAACGUGAUAUCUUCAGCACGCUCGUUUCAUAUGCUGUUCAGACACUGGCGAGGGAGUUCGAGCUGUGUUCCGAGCCGAUUUGGAACUCGAUGCUGCGCCCCGCUGUUGCGUGGAGCCAGCUGCAGCCUCGGUCUAAUGCUUUGGGAGGCGGCAGCAAGUCGCAGUACGUGGUGGACAUGGCGAGCCUGUUGGAACAGAUUGGGGUAGUGGUGAGGCAAGAUGUGGAGAACAAAAGGUACGUUCGAAGUUGGUGUGAUAAGGUGGUUAGCGUGUUGACGACGCGCUUCUUGCACGCGUUGGUGCGAUUGCGGCCGUUGACGCAGGCGAUGGUUGAGCAGCUGAUGGUGGAUGCGGCAGAAUUGAAGAAGAGCAUGGUGGAGCUACCGCGAUAUGCGGUAGACGAUCUGGGCGUGGGUGUGGAUGGCAGUGCCAGUGCUACAGAAGCGAGUUUGUCGCCUUGGACGCCGGCUCCAUCGGCAGAGCAGACGGCGCUGUCUACACAGGCGGCUUCGUACGUCCGUUAUGUUUGCCGACUUACGGAGCGUAUCGAUAUGUUACUGCGUGUGGUGCUUGCGCCGGUCGAGGUGGAUCGUUCCACCACAUCGAAAGGCUUGGACAACGAUGGCACGCGGACCAAAUUAGAUCUGAUCGAAUGCUACGUGAAGCUGGUCGGCGAUCGAUCGUUUUCCAACUUUCAAAAAGUGCUCGAUCUCAAGGGCGUACGCAAGGUGGACCAGAACAGCCUGCUCGAUCGAUUCCUCCAAGUGACGGCUUCUAUGGACGAGGCAACGUCGGAUGCUGCAACGGCGCAGCUGAAGGACCAGAGCUUCCUUACGCAGCUCGAUAUGGAUCCUCCUUCUCAUCCGGUCUUGUCUUCGCCGUUGAGCGCAUCAACGCCCUCGUUUUUGGAUAACAGUGCGAGGAGGGAUAGCGGCAUGGUCAGGUCCGCCAGUCUGUUCGCUCCGGAGAGCGCAAAGAGUCCGACGCUCGCGAAUCCGCCCACUUUCGACGCACACGCUCAGGGCGCCGGAAGAGCGUUUAGCGAUCUCAGGAAGUUUGGUAACUUCUUCGGCGCGUUGGCGAGGAAGGAUGGUAGCAAGCAGUGA
This is a messenger RNA of Mycosarcoma maydis (corn smut), 2904 nucleotides long. RefSeq lists its product as uncharacterized. Gene Ontology annotation, cellular component: GARP complex. Gene Ontology annotation, biological process: retrograde transport, endosome to Golgi. The coding region runs from base 1 to 2904 and encodes 967 amino acids. The transcript has a single exon. Lineage: Eukaryota; Fungi; Basidiomycota; Ustilaginomycetes; Ustilaginales. The record is from RefSeq and is a predicted model, not a curated record.